UCAGUCAUGUCGUCAUGUCACGUAAAAAUAUUUGUUUUGUUGACUGUUAUGUACCGACUUCGGACCAUAUUUAUGCAAAUAAAUAUUAAUUAUUAUUGUUAAAAGUAUCCAAUAAUUAUGCACAAUGACCUUUUUUGAAGAUACACUUAUUAUCCUAAUAUCUCAAACUAUCUUCUUCGUCGGUGGUUGGAUCUUCUUUGUGAAGCAACUGUUCCGAGAUUAUGAAGUGCAUCAUAUACUUGUGCAGUUGAUAUUCUCCGUAACUUUUGCAUUAAGUUGCACUAUGUUUGAACUUAUCAUAUUUGAAAUCAUUGGUUAUUUGGACUCCAGUUCGAGAUAUUUCCACUGGAACUUGGGUCUCUACUCUCUGCUCUUCAUGGUGAUAGCUCUGAUUCCAUUCUACAUUGCUUACUUUUGCAUCAGCAAUAUUCGAUUUGUGUCGCGCAAUAUAAUAAGACCAUUAACAAUAUUCGUAUGGUUCAUCUACCUGUACUUCUUCUGGAAAAUCGGAGAUCCAUUCCCGAUUCUCAGUCCAAAACAGGGUAUAUUCUCAAUAGAGCAAGGCGUGUCCCGCAUCGGAGUUAUAGGGGUCACAGUGAUGGCCCUUCUCUCAGGGUUCGGUGCAGUCAACUAUCCUUACACCUCUAUGGCUAUAUUUAUAAGACCUGUGACCCAUUCAGACGUGCAAUCAAUAGAGAAAAAACUCCUCCAAACAAUGGACAUGAUAUUAGUGAAAAAGAAAAGGAUAGCGCUAGCAGAGGCCAACAGUGGAGCGAGACAGCAAUACAAUCUUCUAGACCAGUCUAACGUCAAGAAUAGGGGCGGGUUUUGGACCAAUAUUUUGUCCAGUGUUGGGAGUAUUGCUAAUCCACUUGGCCACGGGACAGAAAACAUAAACCAGCUAAAGCAAGAGAUAUCAGGCCUAGAAGAGCUAAGUAGACAGUUGUUCCUAGAAGCGCAUGACGCUCGCACCAUGCGAGAGAAGAUAGAGUGGUCUAAGACAUUUCAGGGGAAAUACUUCAACUGCCUCGGGUAUCUGUUCUCCUUGUACUGCGUUUGGAAGAUUUUCAUUUCGACAAUAAACAUAGUCUUCGACCGUGUAGGCAAGAAGGAUCCAGUAACCCGAGGACUCGAGCUGGUGGUCCACUGGCUGGGACUCCGCAUCGAUGUGGCCUUCUGGUCCCAGCACGUGUCCUUCAUACUGGUCGGCUGUAUCGUGCUCACCAGCAUUAGGGGACUGCUGCUGACUCUCACUAAGUUCUUCUACAAAAUAUCAUCGUCGAAAUCGUCGAACAUCAUCGUCCUCAUCCUAGCCCAAAUAAUGGGUAUGUAUUUCUGUUCGUCUGUACUGCUAAUGCGCAUGAACAUGCCGCCAGAAUACAGGAUUAUUAUAACGCAAGUUUUGGGCGAUUUGCAGUUUAAUUUCUACCACCGUUGGUUCGAUGUUAUAUUCUUAGUUAGUGCUUUGACUAGUAUAUUUACUCUAUAUUUAGCGCACAAACAGCCAUCGGUUAGCUAGCUAUAUUUCUGUUUCGAUUCGGUAGUCUGUCUCAUAUUUAGCUAUUUUUUCAAUAUUAAUGGAUAUAGAAAAUAAUUCAUAUCGAAUAUGUUAGUGCUAACCAGCGUUAGCACUAACAUGUGUCACAUGUGAUUCAAGUCGCUUAAAGUCAUCCCACGAAUUAUUCCACUUCAAUCACCUGGCUAAUUCACCCAGGUGAUUUAAGUCCACUGAGUCUGUGUACUUAAUCACCUCCGCUCAGGUGAUUAUUGUGUAUGGAAUAAUUCCAUCCGACAUCUUAAGACUUUUCAAAUAUACCUACCUAUCUAGAGAUAUAGUGUAUAUAAAGUUUACUUUCAAACCAAUAGUUGAUUGUGUACACUUGUUUGUUCGACAUAAAAUGUUGUAAAUAACUAAAAAAAUUAUAUUAUAGAUAAUGAAAGUUACGAAAUUGUAACUUACAAUUUGCGUAGUUUUAUCUUUUUUUUUUGUAUUAUUCUUAAGCGUUAAUAUUGUACUUUGAUU
Molecule: messenger RNA, 2023 nt
Organism: Plodia interpunctella (Indianmeal moth)
Lineage: Eukaryota; Metazoa; Arthropoda; Insecta; Lepidoptera; Pyralidae
Gene: GPHR
Product: Golgi pH Regulator
Exons: 9
Coding region: 125-1519 (464 amino acids)
Biological process (GO): intracellular pH reduction
Cellular component (GO): Golgi cisterna membrane
Molecular function (GO): voltage-gated monoatomic anion channel activity
Source: RefSeq, a predicted model, not a curated record